CAAUGCCCCACUCCUACUCUCCACUAAUUAUCAGCCACCAGUCCAUAAACAUUUUGCAAACCAUUUCUUCACCUCUGUUUCUGGAAUCCUCACCAUAACUACGGACUGUAUUCUUGGGUUUUUCUUAAAUUUGGGCUUAGAGGUGUGAGUGAUGAAGGCCUUAACCGGGUCAUCAUCUCUGAAGGUGGGGUGUUUGGAGAAGGAAAGAUGGAAACUUUUUGGGUCUCAAAAGCCGGAAAUUUGCUUUCUUGGACUGCCCGGUGGAAGGCGUAGUGGUAAAUUUAGCUGCUUUUCAUCGUUUGAACGCAAAAACAUUCGUCCCAUUUUUGCUGCUUCUUCUGAUCUCUCAUCAUCAGCUUUAAACUCUCAGACAGAGUUUCAAUGUGAAGAAAUGGAGUCCACCUCCACAGAUGAUUUCAAAACUGCCCGCGUAAAAUUUCAAUUACAAAGACAGUGCUCGUUUGGGCAGCACUUUUGGAUAGUUGGUGACGAUCCCAUAUUGGGUUCAUGGGAUCCAUCAAAUGCAGUGCCGCUCACCUGGUCAGACGGACAUGUUUGGACUGUUGAGAUGGAUUUUCCGUGUGGGAAAUCUAUCAACUACAAGUUCAUACUGAAAGGAGCUGGUAGUGCUAUCUUGUGGCAACCUGGCCCUGAUAGGGUUCUUGAUGUAUGGGAAACAAGCAACACGGUAACAGUUUGUGAAGAUUGGGAUAAUAUUGAACUUCGGAAGAUUAUGGAGGAGGAACUCUUAGCUGGAGAACGAGGAGAAUCUCCAACUAAUACAGAAGUGCAGCUGAUAGCUGAGAAUUCGACUCGGGAAAGGAUAGACACAGAUGCUAAUGCAAAUGAACCUGUUCAGAUAGUUGCGGAAAAUAUAACUGGUGCUGAUGAGGAUGUUAAUGCUAGUAAUGCAUCUGGUUCGAUUUUGAACGAUGCCACUUAUAUAGAAGAGACGGUGACAACAGGACCGACUGAUUUUGGCAAAAGUGGGAAUUUAAGUUCGAAAGGUGAAGCAUGUUUAGAUUUUGAUGAAGGGCUCCCUAUUUUGGUUCCUGGCUUGCAUCAAGUUUUAUCGGUGGAGACUGAAGCAAUGCCAUCGAACGAAAUUCAGGUGGAAAUUGUUGCUGAAAAUUCGCUUGGCUCCAGUGAAACUGAGGAGUUCAAGUUGCAAGAAGAGCGCUUAGAGUUGGAUUCGAAGGAAGAUUUUAAAAUGGACUCUGCAAAUGACGAAGAAACCUCAGAAAUGAAGACUACCAACAUCAGUGGAAUUGUACACCAGUUGGACUCAACGGAAGAUUUCCAAACGGACUCUUCAAAUGACGAAGAAACCUCAGAAAUGAAGACUACCGACAUCAAUGGAAUUGUACACCAGUUGGACUCAGAGGAAGAGUUUCAGACAGACUCUUCGAAUGACAAAGAAACCUCAGAAACGAUGUUUACUGACAUCAAUGGGAUUGAGGAUUACGGGAAUGUACAAGAGCCGGAGUUGGAAGAGUUGCAAGAGUAUCAGCGUGAUACGCAGCAACUCGAGACUAGAGUGACUCAAACUGACCUUCAAUGGGGUAGACGAACAAUCAAGAAAUUCCUUGCCAAUUUCGGGUGGUUGUAAAUAUCACCCAGAUAAACAAGACUUGCAAAACAUCAGUUCUUUGCAACUAGAUGAAAGAAGAGCAGCCAGGUAAAGAUGUAUCAAAGAGAAAACUUGUAGGGCUUACAGCUUUGAGUGAGGUUUGUAAUAUAGGUAAUGGUUUUGUACCUCAUUAGAGGGAGGUGUGCAAUCACGCAAUAAGAUUAUCUUUGUACCAUAAAA
This is a messenger RNA of Ipomoea nil (Japanese morning glory), 1810 nucleotides long. RefSeq lists its product as uncharacterized. Gene Ontology annotation, molecular function: starch binding. NCBI's taxonomy places the organism in Eukaryota, Viridiplantae, Streptophyta, Magnoliopsida, Solanales, Convolvulaceae. The coding region runs from base 152 to 1609 and encodes 485 amino acids. The transcript has 6 exons. Gene Ontology annotation, cellular component: membrane. The record is from RefSeq and is a predicted model, not a curated record.